This is a messenger RNA of Gordionus sp. m RMFG-2023, 1356 nucleotides long. Its product is annotated as hyaluronidase-like. NCBI's taxonomy places the organism in Eukaryota, Metazoa, Nematomorpha, Gordioida, Chordodea, Parachordodidae. The coding region runs from base 1 to 1356 and encodes 451 amino acids. The transcript is spliced from 9 exons. The record is from RefSeq and is a predicted model, not a curated record. Gene Ontology annotation, biological process: hyaluronan catabolic process; carbohydrate metabolic process. Gene Ontology annotation, molecular function: hyalurononglucosaminidase activity.
AUGCUUGAUGUUGAAGAUGAGAAAAUUUCCUCACAAAAGAGAGCAAUCAUAUGGGAUCAAUAUCAAAUCCUUAAAGAAGGUGAAAAGGCUUCUUGCAAUCAUUGCAAGAAUACGCGGAUCAAAAAGAAAUGUCAAAGCAAAAACCCAGGAUUUGAAAUAUUCUGGAACAUUCCUACGAUUACAUGUGGGAAUGAGACAGACAAAGAAAUUCCUCUUUCCCCCUACGGAAUCGUAGCUAAUGAGAAACAAGACUUUUUUGGUUCAAAGAUCAACAUAUUCUACCUGAAUAGGGGUCUGUGGCCACAUUAUGAAAAAAAUGACAUGCUUACAGAGGUCAACGGGGGCAUACCUCAAAGAGGAGAUAUCGAAAAGCAUUUGAACUUUUUUGCCGGAAGUGUGAACAAGUCAAUACCAGACCCUUCGUUUCAUGGUCUAGCCGUGAUCGAUUUCGAAGAAUACUUGCCGAGUCUUAGCCUAUUAUCGGGAGAUCUCAAAGAUUACUACAAGCAAAAAUCAUUGGAAUUCGCUACAGAAAAACACCCAGAAAUAAAAGAUAGCAAUAAGUUGAAUACUAUAAGUGUCAACCUUUUUAACAAGGCUGCCAGACUUUUUUUCGAAUCCACUCUUAAAUUAGGGAUUCAAAUGAGACCCAAUGCUAAAUGGGGGUAUUAUGGAUUUCCUUAUUGUUACAGAGGUCAAUUAGACAAUUUAAAUUGUACCGAUAGCAUGGUCGCAAUGAACAACAAAAAUUUAUGGUUGUACGAAGCCUCCUCCGCACUUUUCCCUACCAUUUAUCUGAGUAACAAACCGUUUCCUAGGGCCAUAGAUGCUGGUAUUUGGAUACAUAAAGUAUACCAAGAGGUUAACAGGCUUCGCAGCAAAUUGGUCGAUAAAUAUUUACCGGCUUACCCUUAUUUCCGGUUCGAGUACCAGGCAGAAGAGGGCGAAAAAUAUGAAAAAUAUCUUCAAAUGAAGGAUUUGAGGUUUUCCUUCAAGCAGGCACUGGAUAUGGGGAUGGAUGGAAUGAUUAUUUGGGCAUCCUCGAAAAAUUUAUCAGCUAAAUGUUCAAACAUCAGCCAUUAUGUGAGAGAUUAUUUAGGCCCCAUAUCGAAUAUUAGCAAACAUUUUGCUAAAAUUUGCAAAAAGGUACUAGUUUGUUGUAACAACUCUAUCGCAACCUCCGAUCAAAAUUCCUCUUUAGUCAAUUACCAACCAAGGGAGAGUAAAUGUGUCAAAAUUGAUUCCGAGAACAUAGAUUAUAUAAAAGAAAUUUUGAAUUCCACUGACGACAUUAAUUUGACCUAUCCCCAAAGUUACGAUAAAAUCAAAACUGAAUACCAAUGCGCUACCUAUUAA